Molecule: messenger RNA, 4084 nt
Organism: Rana temporaria (common frog)
Lineage: Eukaryota; Metazoa; Chordata; Amphibia; Anura; Ranidae
Gene: AXIN1
Product: axin 1
Exons: 11
Coding region: 359-2995 (878 amino acids)
Biological process (GO): negative regulation of canonical Wnt signaling pathway
Source: RefSeq, a predicted model, not a curated record
GGUGACGCGCACGCACGGUUGGCUCUCGCUCUGUCGCUCUCGCUCUCACACACACAUUCUCUCCCCUCACACACAGACGCGGAGAGGCGCUCACCGGGGCAUGGCUGGCACGCAGCCGCGCUGGCUUUGUUAUUGGCACCGUCUGCCGGCCCAGCGGCUGGAAGACUGAUGGGAGGCGCUGGAGCAGCAGCGGCUGCGGCGGCGGAGGAGGAAGCAGCGGCGGGCCCGGCGCGGAAUCCCGGGGAGGAGAGCCGGGGUGUUUCCUAGGACGCAAAUGUUUUACAGGGACCUUUGUCUCAAAAUGUCCAAGUUUUGAAAACAUACAUUAAUCAUAACUUUCUAGUCAAUCGCCGUCAAGAUGAGUGUCCAAGGGAAAGGUUUCCCUUUGGACCUAGGGGGAAGCUUUACUGAAGAUGCACCGAGGCCUCCAGUACCUGGGGAGGAAGGAGAACUGGUCACAACAGAUCCAAGGCCGUUCAUCCACAGUUACUGCCCUGCAAAAACUGAUGGGAUCAAAAAUGAGACUUCAACAGCGACGCCGAGACGUUCCGACCUGGACUUGGGCUACGAACCCGAAGGCAGCGCUUCACCCACUCCACCAUAUUUAAAAUGGGCUGAAUCUUUGCAUUCUUUGUUGGAUGACCAGGAUGGAAUUAACUUGUUCAGAACUUUUUUGCAACAAGAGAAUUGUGGGGAUUUUCUCGAUUUCUGGUUUGCGUGCAGUGGCUUUCGGAAGCUGGAGCCUAGUGACACCAAGGUGGAAAAAAGACUCAAACUGGCCAAAGCAAUUUAUAAAAAAUACAUUCUAGACAAUAAUGGGAUUGUCUCUCGGCAGAUCAAACCAGCAACAAAGUGUUUUAUUAAAGAUUGUUUACUGAGGCAGCAGAUUGAACCUGACAUGUUUGACCAGGCCCAAACGGAAAUCCAGUCCAUGAUGGAGGACAAUACUUACCCUAUAUUCCUCAAAUCGGAUAUCUAUUUAGAAUAUACUACACUAGGCGGGGAAAGUCCUAAGAUCUACAGUGACCAUAGCUCAGGUUCUGGAACAGGGAAGGGUCCAGCUGGAUAUUUGCCAACUCUUAACGAAGAUGAGGAAUGGAAGUGUGACCAAGCGGUGGAUAAUGACUGUGAAAGAGAAUCUGUUUCUUCUAACAUUAUUAAUCAGAAACUCAUUUUAGAAGCUGCGUCGCAUUGUCCAGCCGCAUCUAGACGUCUGAGCGAUGGAAGAGAGUUUAGGCCGGGAACAUGGAGAGAACCAGUUAACCCUUACUAUGUCAACUCCGGGUAUGCGGUGGCACCAGCCACUAGCGCUAAUGACAGCGAGCAACAGAGUAUGUCGAGUGACGCAGAUACCAUGUCCCUAACGGACAGCAGUGUAGAUGGAGUUCCACCAUAUAGAUCACGAAAGCACCAUCGCAGGGAAAUGCAAGAAAGUGCCAAAGCAAACGGACGUGUGCCACUACCUCACAUUCCACGUACAUAUCACAUACCAAAGGAUAUUCACGUUGAUCCUGAAAAAUUUGCUGCUGAGCUAAUAAGUCGCUUGGAGGGAGUUCUGAGAGACCGUGAAGCGGAACAGAAGUUGGAGGAGCGGCUAAAACGAGUGAGAGCUGAAGAAGAAGGUGAUGAUGCCGAUGUCUCAUCUGCAGCACCUUCAAUGGUUAGCCACAAGUUGCCUUCAAGCCAGCCCAUGCAUCAUUUCGGUUCACGCUAUGCCGACAUGGGUGGCGUCGGGAUGCCAAUCAGAGACGCCCAUGAAGAAAACCCAGAGUCCAUCCUCGAUGAACACGUGCAGCGCGUCAUGAAAACCCCAGGCUGCCAGUCUCCGGGACCCGGGCGCCAUUCCCCGAAACCACGCUCUCCGGAUGGCCACUUGGGCAAAGGCCUUCCUGUAUCUAUGGGAACAAUGCAGCCUGGUCACGGAAAGCAUUCGGGCAAGAGUGGCUCAAAACUUGAGGCAUCUAACCUUUACCACCACAAACAUGUUUAUCACCAUGUUCACCACCAUGGCGGUGUGAAACCUAAAGAACAAAUUGAGGCUGAGGCCACACAAAGAGUGCAGACCAACUUCCCAUGGAAUGCAGAACCACAUAACUAUGCAACCAAGUCUCGAAAUUAUGCAGAUAGCAUGGGAAUGGCCCCUAAUCCUAUGGAUUCCCUGGGCCACAGCGGAAAAGCAAGUGUGCUUGCCAAAAGGAACGCUAAGAAAGUGGAUUCCGGGAAGCUCGAAAGUGCCAGCUAUGAAAUGCCAGUUGUGCCAGAGGACGCAGAGAGAAACCAGAAAAUCAUGCAGUGGAUAAUGGAAGGAGAGAAGGAGAUAACCAGACAUAAAAAAUCCGUCCAUAGUUCGUCAGGUGCCAAGAAGCAGCCUGCCCAUGAUGUGCCUAGACCACUUUCCAUUGAGCGGCCGGGUGCCGUCCACCCAUGGGUCACUGCCCAACUACGCAACGUGGUUCAGCCCUCUCAUCCUUUCGUGCAAGAUCCCACCAUGCCGCCCAACCCUGCCCCCAAUCCGCUGACACAGCUGGAAGAAGCACGCAGGAGGCUGGAAGAGGAGGAGAGAAAAGCUGGAAAAAUGCAAGUGAAGCAAAGGUAUGUUCAAGAGGUUAUCCAGCGGGGACGCUCUUCUGUCAGGCCACCUUAUAUUCCAUUGAUGAAUGUGGUGCCAGCUGUCUCCGACAUGGACCUCUCAGAACCACAGUUAAAACCUCAAAAGAAAGGAGGAAGUGGAUCCUCCCAGCCCUGCGAAAACAUUGUGGUGGCGUACUACUUCUGUGGAGAGCCUAUUCCCUACAGGACCAUGGUGAAGGGCCGUGUAGUGACCCUGGGACAAUUCAAGGAGCUGCUUACGAAGAAAGGAAAUUACAGGUAUUACUUUAAGAAAGUAAGUGACGAAUUUGAUUGUGGAGUGGUUUUUGAAGAGGUGCGAGACGAGGACACUGUUCUGCCCAUCUACGAAGAGAAAAUUAUUGGCAAGGUGGAAAAGAUCGACUAGGCCAUUCAACAACGCAAAUGUGCUGUGUGCAAGCAGAAUCGAAGAUGUUUAACAAAAUGCUGGAAGAUAGAAAAUGUCACAACAGCCCCUCGCUGUCAUAAAUGGCGGUACCUGUUUGCGGAAGGUUAAUUCCCGCACUGGCGAUCUUGAAUCCGUUCAAGAGAACCUGUUGAAGCAGUCUGCGCUGUCCUCUUAGGGACUGCAGUCCAUGUAAUGUAGCAGUGUACAGUUAAAGCUAGAGGUUGUUAUAGAACCUUGUUUAUGAGAGCUGCAUAUUUUUGAUACAUUGAAAUUAAAAAAAGAAAAAAAAAAAAACGGGAAUUAAAUUUUCCGAAGUCACAGUGCUCUUAUGUAAAUUUUAAACGCUAUGGUGCUGCGGUCACCGAAAAAAAAAAAACUUCAGCCAUCACAAAAGGUUGAUCUGCCGAAGGCAAACCAGUCUCUCCCCCCACCCCCUAUUGUUUGCUGGUGCUUUUUUUUUUUUUUUCAGAGUCAUUUCCAAUGUUCACUAUUCCCACUUGAGUUUUUUCUGUACGGUUCCAAAACACUAAGAUUUGCUUUUUAAGUGUUGUGCACGCUCGGCCUGGCAGGAGGCUGCAUUGGUACUUUUCUGUAUGAGUGCCUGGUUUAUUUUAAAGAACGUUUUCUUACUGAUUGCUAUGUGGAUCUUUUUUGAAAGAAAUAUAUAAUUGUGGAAAAACCUUGUUUUCUAGAUUUAUUUUUUAAAAAGUUAUCUCUACACACAGUAUUGGUGCAGUUUGUGAGCAAAAAAAAAAAUGGUGGCCAACAUGGUUUUCUACAUGUCAACUCAAUGUAGAAUGGAUGUUUUAGUGGGUCUCCGGAGGUUGGGGUUGGGUUUUUUUUGUUUUUUUUUUUACCUGUAUGUCUUUUCACAAGAUUGAUAAAAAUGUUGGUGGAUUUCCCCAUUACUUUUUUUAUGAAAUAUAAAAAAUUAAGUGUGACCAUAAUUGGUUGCAUAAGGGCAACAUUGGGAGAUAUUCCCAGUUAUAAUUUGAGGAACGGUUUAAGAAUCCACCAGUGACAUAAAUAUUUAGGUAAUGUUUAUCUAUGGGCAAAAAAAAAAAAAAA